AAAAGGCAAAGAAGGUCGACCACGUUAGCUUUUAGCAUUGGACUGUUCCUUCCUCCAUUGGUGUUGGUGUGUCAGCUAAGCUAAGCUAAGCUAAGCCCUAAGCCAAGAGAGACGACGAUGAAGUCAUUGGUGAGACCAUGGACGACUCCUUCCCCUUCUUUAACCAUCCACCCCAACCUUACCUCUACCACCACACAUCUCACUCUACCCAACUCAUUUUCCCUUUUCUCUUCUUCUUCUUCUCCAUCUCGUCUUUUUUCCAUGGCUGCUGCUUCUUCCAAUCAAACUGUUUCAGCGCCAAAAUUUCAAGGUGGCAAUAAAGAUGAUACCGAUGUCUUUCAGUUGAUUCAAUCUCAUCAGGAAAAGGCUGCUCGGUUACCUCCGGUUGAGGAGAUUCGUACGGUUCUUGACCGUAGUUUGCGUGGAACGCUCUCUACUAUUUCGCAGAAACAUGAUGGUUAUCCAUCAGGGUCAAUGGUUGACUUUGCAUGUGACACAGAUGGGUCUCCAAUUUUAGCUGUUAGCAGCUUGGCGUUUCAUUCAAAGGACUUAGCAGCUAAUGGUAAGUGUUCAUUGCUUGUGGCUAGAGAUCCUGAGGAUAGGACAGAUUUAGUGAUUACUCUGCAUGGUGAUGCAAUUCCUGUCUCUGAAAUUGAUCAAGCAUCGGUUCGCAGUGCAUAUUUGGCUAGGCAUCCCAAUGCAUUUUGGGUUGACUUUGGGGACUUCCAAUUCCUGCGAAUUCAACCAAAAGUUGUGAGAUAUGUGUCCGGGGUCGCAACAGCUUUGCUAGGAUCUGGAGAGUUUAGCAGUGAGGAGUAUAAAGAUGCAAAAGUUGAUUCAAUUGCUCAGUUUUCUAAGCCUGUUGUGACUCACAUGAACAAGGAUCAUGAAGAUGACACAAAAGUCAUUGUGCAACAUUCAACAUCUAUUCCGGUUGACUUUGCUUACAUGCUGGACUUGGAUAGCCUUGGUUUCAAUGUUAAGGCGGGUUAUCAAGGAAAUACUUUCAAGCUUCGAAUUCCUUUCCCGAGACGUGCAGAGGAUCGGAAGGACGUGAAGACCCUUAUAGUCGAAAUGCUACGUGCUGCUAAACCUCAAGUUGAUUAAUCUAUAACAGAAUUGAAGAUCUAAAAGGAUAUUGGAGAACUAGAUGUAUGAAUAAAUAGAAAUGUGGUGGGAAAGAAAGGAAUUGUGUAUGUUUGAUGAAUUAAUAUGUUCUGCCCAAAUUGUCAAUGCAAAUUACGUAAGAAUUACUGUAUAUAAAACUCUAUUUUUCUUUCUGAAAAA
Messenger RNA from Cannabis sativa, 1287 nucleotides. RefSeq lists its product as uncharacterized. Lineage: Eukaryota; Viridiplantae; Streptophyta; Magnoliopsida; Rosales; Cannabaceae. The transcript is spliced from 12 exons. The record is from RefSeq and is a predicted model, not a curated record. Bases 118 to 1107 code for a protein of 329 amino acids.